Molecule: messenger RNA, 1405 nt
Organism: Prorocentrum cordatum
Lineage: Eukaryota; Dinophyceae; Prorocentrales; Prorocentraceae
Source: the annotation of a GenBank genome assembly
GUCUUCGAGGAGAGAAUCGGCGCGUCCGUUUCGCCGGCGCCGGGCUCGAAGGGUCAGGGGGAGAGGCCGCGGAAGCAGGCCACGCUGCCAGCUUCAGGCCUCGCGUUAGAAGAAGCCGCGAGAGCAGGCCACGCUGCCAGCCUCAGGCCUCGCGCGCGGGAGGGGGGCCGCUGCUGGCCCGCCGCGAAGCCUGCGGCACCAACGGAGAGAGCCCCAGCGCGCUGCGGCCUGUGCCGGAGGCGCUGCCGGCUGGACGCCUCGGCCGUCGUUGGAGCGAGGGGCACAGAAAUUGCAGAACACACACUGGAGGCACAAGAAGCUGCAGAAGCUCCGAAAAUUUACGUUUGCGCUGAUUGCCCAUCCUGCGCUGCAGAUUGGCCUCUCCGGCCUACGCGGCAGCCGACGAGGCGGGGUCUGAGCGGACGGGGCCAGAGGGUGGCGCCGCAGCGCCGAUGUACUGGCAGCGAAACUGGGGGGCAACCCUCUCCCCCCCGAUCGCUGCCAAUGAGCAUCGGCGACACCUGGACGUCGGGAGAAUCGGGCGCUGGAUCGGAGCCGCAGCGCGCGCCGACGCAUCGGCGAUGCAGCGCCGCACUCUCCGAGCCCAACUGCUGCGACCCCCAUGAAUGCUGCCGGGGGUGCGGCAACUCCGCGCCGCGAGCACGCCGGCGCGCUGGUGUCUGAUCCAGGUGGGUCGUUCGAUGGCGCUGGUCCGAUACUGGCGGCGCGCAAAAGGGGGUAGGGAGAGGGAUUUCUUGCUAGGGGGAGGGAGGAAGACUUUGUGGAAGCACCGCUGCUUCUGAGAAUGCGCGGGCUUUGUCUGUAAAUGUCAGGCCCGCGGCUUCUAAGAAGCAGCCUCCUCCUAAGAAGGCAUCCCUCCACCCCUUUGUUGGGUGGAGGCCACGAGCAGGUGGGGUCGGAGGAGCACGACGCAUCGUCGACGCAUCGUCGACGUCGGCGAUGCCUCGGCAACGUCGGCGUGGAGAACAUCGGGCUCCACAUCGAGACGCAUCACCGAGUGAUCGGCAAUGCGGCGCGAUGCUCCGAUCCCAUCUGCUCUGAGCCGAUUUGGGAGGUCCAAGGUAUCGCAGAUCGCUCGACACCCGACGAUGCCGGGCCACUGGCGGCGUUCCGCCUCCAACAGCCGCGCGGCGCAGACGUGCCGCACCUCGGGAAGAAGCGGGCCUUCACGACCAGCAGCGGCCUGCAAGUGCACCACCACGCAUGACGCCCAGGCAAGGAAAAACGUUCCACACGCUUGUGUGGCAUAAUGGAUGGCUGGGGCGGGCCCCCUAGGGCUGACACCUGGGGCCACCUGCUCAGAACUACAUUCCUACCUUGAGCAUCGUCUAACCAGUCCCAAUGGGCCUCGUGGCCGGCUUACCCACCCAGGUGGGGAUCAUAC